AGACUGGUCGAGUCAUCUGUCAAGUUGGAUGUACCAAGGUCAGUCAUUGURGAAGUUCUAAGUGAUGCUCAGGACAUAAUAACAAGAUAUCUUACUAGCGAUACUUGUCGAUGGAGAAUGAAGGUUAAUAUUGGUGAUAUGAAGACCAUGCUUUGCUUAGUAAAGGGUGUACUGGGAACCAAACCUGUUUGUCGGUUAUCUGAAAAAGAGCAAGAUUUUCUAUCUACUGUCUUAAUAAAGGCUUUUCUKCAGUCAGUGCCAUCCCCUCAUGACUCAUACCGUACACAAUCUUUGAAGCCAAUUCAGUUUCUUACUUGCGAAGGACGUCCUGUCUCUCAUACAAAGAUCAUCAAUGGUGUCCUAAUUGAAGCCCCAGAACUGCCAACAUACAAUCUUAACACUGCAGUGAGAAAUCUUAAGGUGGCUCUCUACAAUGUUUCCAUG
Messenger RNA from Exaiptasia diaphana, 444 nucleotides. RefSeq names its product McKusick-Kaufman/Bardet-Biedl syndromes putative chaperonin-like. NCBI's taxonomy places the organism in Eukaryota, Metazoa, Cnidaria, Anthozoa, Actiniaria, Aiptasiidae. The transcript has 2 exons. Gene Ontology annotation, molecular function: ATP binding. The record is from RefSeq and is a predicted model, not a curated record. Gene Ontology annotation, biological process: protein folding; cilium assembly; chaperone-mediated protein complex assembly. The annotation marks the transcript as partial. Gene Ontology annotation, cellular component: nucleus; cytoplasm; kinociliary basal body.